UCUAUUGCGUCCUCUUAUUAUACCAUGGGGCCCAGGCGUGAGAUUUCGCCAACCGACGAGUAAUUCAUAAUCUAUGUAUACAUAAUAUUGCUGUCGACGAUACGCGAUGAUGAAAAGAAUGAAUGCCCGACAUCUAGUAGUGUACAGCCGUGUACGUACAAGUCUUCCAGCAACAGUAACAUGCCGUAUCCAUAACAUUAAAGAUAGUUCAUCCGAGAAGAAGUCUCACGUCCAGGAAUAUUCUUGUAUUCCGUCGUUAUAUCCAACAUAUAUUAAAGACGUCACAUCGAGGGAGAAGUUGGGUUGUCUUGGCAACAUCUUAUUAUCAGGACAUUUCUGCACAAAUUCAAUUUUGACUGUUAAAAACGUAGAUAUAAAUGCUGUUUUUUUAACAAAUAUUAGACUUUUUUCAUCUCGAAAAAAGAGCACGGGGAAGCGUGUGAAAUCAUACGAAGAAGUACUUAAUUAUGACAGCAGUGAUGAUGGAAAUGAAGAAGAAUAUUUUGACGAUGACUAUGAUCCUCUUGAUAAUGAUGGAAAAUCUAAAACGUGGAAAGACAUCAGAUACCAUAUAAGUGGAUUUCGAGCUGACCAGAUUCUUGCCACAGGUUUAGGACUAUCUCGAAAUAAAGUUGAUGAUGCAUUUUUAUCAGGAAAGCUACGAUUGAAUGGUGAAAAAUUAACAAAGAAAAGUAAACGAAUUGAUGUUGGUGACACCGUAGAUAUUGUGAAAGGCAGUGAGGAAGAUAAGAUUGAAGUCAUGAGAGUUGUCUUUCGAAAACUUGAGGAUGAAAAGUCUAGAAAAGAUAAAUAUAUUGUUAUACUCAGAAGAUGGAAGCAUUUAGUGCUGCCCAAACCUAACUAAAAUUUAGUAUAAAGGCAAAAUGGGCAGAUCUGUUUUUUAUUCAAGGUUGUUAUUAUGCAGUUCCUUGUUUUGCUUUUUUUGUAUAU
Saccoglossus kowalevskii is the source of this 951-nucleotide messenger RNA. RefSeq lists its product as uncharacterized. The record is from RefSeq and is a predicted model, not a curated record. Gene Ontology annotation, cellular component: mitochondrion. Gene Ontology annotation, molecular function: RNA binding. Gene Ontology annotation, biological process: regulation of mitochondrial transcription. Lineage: Eukaryota; Metazoa; Hemichordata; Enteropneusta; Harrimaniidae.